Messenger RNA from Eimeria mitis, 1332 nucleotides. Its product is annotated as adenosine transporter, putative. Gene Ontology annotation, molecular function: nucleoside transmembrane transporter activity. Gene Ontology annotation, cellular component: plasma membrane. Gene Ontology annotation, biological process: nucleoside transmembrane transport. Lineage: Eukaryota; Apicomplexa; Conoidasida; Eucoccidiorida; Eimeriidae. The record is from RefSeq and is a predicted model, not a curated record. The transcript has a single exon. The coding region runs from base 1 to 1332 and encodes 443 amino acids.
AUGGCAGCUGAAAGUGGGGUUGCCGGCAAUCGCCCCACCGAUGCCUCCCCAAAGAAGGGUGAGGAGAUGACGCGUCGAGAGCAUUGGGUUGCCUCAAUCGGUUGCGCCCUCUCUGGAAUGAUGACUUUAAUUCCAUUCCAGUUUGUUGCUGUUAUGUUGCCCGUUUUGUCAAACCACUUUCUGGAUGGGAAGCAGCUCGGGAACUCCAUGCUGGGUAUGUACCAGCUGGUCUGCGUCAUAGCUCUCCUUGUUAUCCUCAAAAUAGGAGCUCUUCACGGCUGGCUCAUUCAGGGUGGUCUUGUGUUAUCUCUUGUAUGCAUGGCGGCGUUCUCUCCGGCGUUCUUCUAUGGACCUAUCGCCUGCCGCAUAGUGCUAGUUCAUAUUAUCCUCGGUCUUCUAGGUGCGUGCAACGCGGCUCUGCAGGCUGCUGGAUUUGCGAGGGCUGCAAUUCUUCCAAGGAACUAUGUAGGCACGACUUCUAUAGGCCAAGCAACUGCGGGAUUGGUGGCCUUCGUCGUCACUGCCAUCCUUAUGAACGGCGUGUUCGACAUGGACAGCGAAAGCGACGUCAAGUGGUUCAGCAGCAUUUGCUGCGGCAUUUCUGUGGUUAUGUGCAUCGGUUCAAUCCUGUACAUGUAUAUGUUCCUAAAUGCAAAAGUCUGUGUUCAAUCUGUAAGCAAUGCGUUGAGCGGCGGUUCUGAUGGAAAAGCUCAGCAGGAUGAUACACCCACAAUCGUAGCCGAUCUUGAGGAGCCAAAGAGACGCCAAAAUAGUGCAUCAAACGGCGCUCUGGAUGAGUCGCUGUUGCCCCCUCGACCAUGGCUAACGAUGAUGCGGGGCUCUUUCUGGGAACUCCUCAGCCUGUUUCUUGUUUUCUUCAUCACAUUCUCCCUCUUCCCGAAGGUCGGCCCCGUUUCCUUCAAUUUUGAGGGAAAAGGCCCAUCCAAGAUGGUGCUGCUCUUUGGCAUGGAGUUUAUUGGAGAUUUCCUGGGUCGAUCGUGUCUGCAACUGCCGAAUUUGCAUCCGAUGUUCGGCUUCCUGUUCCUCUCCCGCAACGCUACGGUUGCCGCGUCUUUUCUUCGUUUCUUGUUUUAUGUCCCGUUCUUCCUGGCAAUGAAGAUGGAAGACACUCCUUUUGUCAACAACUUUGCGUGGCUCAUGAUUAUUCAGCUUCUGCUUGCCUUCACUCUUGGUUGGGUCGGCACCUUAACCCUCAUCCACUGCUCCAUGUCUGUUACUCGCUUGUCCGAGAAAGCGCGCAUGGGGUCGCUCGCUACCAUAGUGCUUGCCAUUGCUAUAGGCGUGGGUCUAUACAUUGCCCUGGCUUUUUAA